Molecule: messenger RNA, 5182 nt
Organism: Castor canadensis (American beaver)
Lineage: Eukaryota; Metazoa; Chordata; Mammalia; Rodentia; Castoridae
Source: RefSeq, a predicted model, not a curated record
GUUAUGUUGGGGUUGGUUUCUUCUAUAUCUAGUCUGUUCAUGGUUUUUAUCUUGAAGGAAUAUUUACUUUUACUGAGGGGUUUUCUGUAUUUAUUCAGUUGAUCAUAUGAUUUUUGUCCUUCAUUUUGUGGAUGUGAUUUAUUGGAUUUAUUGAUUUCUGUAUGCUGAAUCAUCCUUCCAUCCCUGAGAUAAAUCCCACCUGAUCAUGGCAAAUCACCUUUUUUGAUGCCGUUGUACUCUAUUUGCUAAUAUUUCGGUGAGGUUGUUUUUGCAUCUAUGUUCAUCAGAGAUACUGGUCUUCAGUAUUGCCUGUUUUGGUCCUUGUCUGGUUUUAGUGUUGUGAUAAUGUUGUCCUCAUAGAAUGACUUUUUAAAAAUUCCCAUGUUUCAAUACUUUGAAAUAGUUUGAGAAGCAUUGGUAUUUGUUCUUCCUUACACGUUUGGUAGAAUUUAGCUGUGAAUCCAUUUUUUCCUGUGCUUUUUUUUAAAUUGGGAGGUUUUUUAAUGUUGACUCAAUGGCGUUAGUCUCUACUGGUCUAUUCAGGGUUUCUCUGUCUUCAUGGUUCAAUUUUGGUAGCCUAUACAUGAUCAGAAAUUUGUCCAUUUCUUCUAGGCUCUACAACUUGUUGGCAUAUAGUUGUUUUAGUAGUUCCAACGAUCUUUUAUUUCUGUAUCAGUUGUAAUGUCUCCUUUUCACUCCAAUUCUAUUUAUUUGUGUAUUCUCUUUUUCUUGGCUAAUCUAGCUAGAAGUUCCUUGAUUUUGUUUAUCUUUUCAAAAAAACUGUUUUGUUUUUCUUUUAUAUUAGUCUCCAUUUCACUCAUUUAUGUUCUGAUAUUUGUUAUUUCUUUCCUUCUACUAACUUUGGGCUUGGUUCAUUCUUGCUUUUCCACAACUUGAGAUGCACCAGUAGGUUGCUUAUAUGAAAUCUUUUAAUUUUUUGAUGCAAUCAUUUAUUACUAUAAAUCCCUCUUACUGCUGCUUUUGCUGUAUCCUAUAAAUUCUGUCAGGUUGUAUUUCCAUUUUUCUUAAUUUGAAGAAAUUUAAAAUUUUCCUUUUGAUUUCUUAAAAUAAAACUUAUUGCCCAUCCAAUACGCUGUUCAGUGUCCAUGUAUUUUUGUAGUAUCUAAGGCUUCAUUUGCUGUUUGUGACUAGUUUUAUUCCAUUGUGGUCAGAAAAGAUGCAUGAUAUGAUUUUGGUUUUUAGAACUUGCCAGGCAUUUUAUUGAUCAGUAGCCAGGGUGUUCUUUAAAAAAUGUUUCAUGGUUUGAUGAAAAGAAUUUGCAUUCUGCAGCUGAUGAAUGAAACAUUCUGUAAGUGUCAGUUAGAUCCUUUUGGUCUACAGUAUAGUUUAACGCUGAUGUUUCCUUGUUGAUUUUGUCUGGAUGAUAUAUCCUUUGAUAUAAAUAGGACAUUGAGGUCUUCCAAUAUUAUAGUCAAACUCACUUCUACCGUUAGGUCUAAUUUUGCUUAUUCUUAUAAAACUGGGUGUCCCAGCCUUAGGUGAGAAUACAUUUACAAUUGUUAUAUGAUCUUCUUGAAUGAAUCUUUUAAUCAUUAUUUAGUAAACUUUGCCUCUUUUUAUAGCUUUUGUAUUUAAUUCUAUUUUUUCUGAUAGAAGAAUAGCUACUUUUCGCUCACUUUUUGGUUUCCAUUUGUUUGGAAUAUCUUUUUCUACCCUUUCACUUUCAGUCUGAGUGUGUCUUUACUGGUGGAAGUGAGUUUCCUAUAGGCAGCAUAUCACCAGGUCUUGUUUUUUAAAUCCCUUUAACCAGUAUCUCCAUCUUUUAAUUGGAGAUUUGAUCCAUUUAAGGUUAUUAUUGAUAAGUAAGGACUUACACCUGUCCAGUUGUAAAGUGCAUCUGUUUAUUUUGUUCAACUCCUCCUCCCUUAUGUUCAUCUUUGUGGUCUGUUAUAUUGAUGGUGGUUGGUUUUUUUCUUCUUCUAUUUUAGGCAUUUGAUCUUCCAGUGAGUUUUGUAAUUUAAUAUGUCUUCAUAUGAGUAGCUAUCUUUGUUUUUGCUUCUGAAUAUAAGACUCUCUUACACAUCUUUUGGUAAAGCUGGUUUGGUGGUGAUAAAUUGCCUUAGGUUUUACUGUCUUGAAAAGUCUUUAUUUCUUCUUCAUUUCUGAAGGAUGGUGUUUUGAAUAUAGUACUCUUGGUUGACAGUUACUUUCUUUUAGUACUUGGAAUAUGUCAUUCCAUUCCCUCCUGUGCUUGUAAAAUAUCUCUAAGAAUUCAGCAGUUAGCAUAAUGGAUAUUCUCUUCAGUGUGACUUGGUGCUUUUGCCUUGUGGUUCUUAGAACUCUGCUUUGUACUUUUGACAACUUUGCUGUAAUAUGCCAUACUGAAGAUCUUUUUCUGGCCAUGUCUGUUUGGAGUCCCAUGGGCCUCCUGAAUUCGUGUGCCCAUAUCUUCCCAAGAGUAGGAAAGUUGGCAGCUAUUAUCUUAUUGAAUAGAUUUCCUAUGUCUUUCCCCUUUUCUUCCCAUCCAAAUAUUUGCAAGGUACAUUUAGUGAUGUCCCAAAGGUUAUUUAUUUUUUGACUGAAUGGACUAUUUCAAUAUAGUUGCCUUCACAUUCAGAUAUUCUUUCUUCUGCUUGAUGUACUGUGCUGUUGAUGGUUCUUCUGUAUUUUUUUUUUUACUUAAUGAGCUCUUCGUUACCAAGAUUUCUGUUUGGUUCUUUUCAAGCUAUCUCAUUACUGGCUUUCUUAUACAUUUAAUGAAUUGUUUUCCUAAUUUUGUCCAAUUAUUUGCUUAUAUUCGUCAAGUUUCUUAAUAAUCAUAAUUUUGAAUUUUUUUGGCUGUGCUGGGGGUUGAACUCAAGGCUUCCCAUUGUAGUUGAAUGUGACAGGUACACACCACAAUAUCCAGACGUGGGUUAAAUGGGGAUCUCAUGAACUCUUUGUCCAGACUAGCCUCAAAUCACAAUCCUCCUGAUCUCAGCCUCCCAAGUGAGUAGGAUUAUAGGUUUGAGCUACCACACCUGGCUAUCCUUUGAAUUUGUUAUCAGGUAUUUCAUCGAUAGCCUUUUGUUUAGUGUCUGUUGCUAAGCCUCCUUUGGAUGUAUCAUGUUUUCUUACUUCUUGUGUCUCUAUUAACAUAUUUGAACACUCAGCAUAUCGUUGUCACUAUCACUUUUAAAAGAUGACUUUCAUAGUAAAAGGCUUUUCCCCGUUUUUGGGUGUCAGUUUGAUAGACUACUUUGAUUUUGAUUAUUGUUGGAAAUCAUUUCUAUUUCCCUAUAGCUUCUUUGACAGUGUGGUGGGAGGUCAAAACUUGGGAGUACUCACCUUCGGUCCUGACUUGCCACUUAGGCAGAACAAGAGCACUUGUCUCAUUGUUGGCACGUGCGUUAGUAGCAGAAGAGGGGGAAAUCCUUCUUUUUAUUUAGGAAGGAACAGUUUAAGUAGCAUUGUGAAUAUCAGAGUUUUACAAAUUAAAUAAGAAUCCCCCCUGAGAAAUCAUCUGGUCCAGUACUCUUAUUUGUGGAGAAACUCCUUAAUUUCGCUAUUAUUUCUUUCAUAGUGAUUAGGUCAUUUCAUGCUCCCAUCUGCAGUGAGAUGGUAACAAUAAUAGAAUAUUACAAAUUUUCAGAGAGAGGGAGAAGAAACAAGGUUUGGGAAUCGUUCCCAUUUACCUACAUUGGCAUUUAUUUCUCUUUUCCUUCCUUCGGAUCUGUAUGUGCCUAAGCUCCAGUCUGCUUGCACAAACAUGGCUGGCAAUGAAAACAUCACUCUGAGGAUUGUUCUGGUAGGGAAAACCGGAAGUGGGAAAAGUGCCACCGCAAACACCAUCCUUGGGGAACAGAAAUUUCCUUCAAAGAUUUCUGCCCAUGCUGUUACCAAGACCUGUCAGAAAGCAUCCCGGAAAUGGAAGGGGAGAGACCUUCUCGUUGUUGACACCCCAGGGCUCUUCGACACCAAGGAGAGGUUGGAAAACACCUGCGUGGAAAUCAGCAAGUGUGUGCUGUCCUCCUGCCCGGGACCUCAUGCCAUCGUCAUAGUUAUACAGCUGGGCCGUUUCACAGAAGAGGAGCUGAGGACUUUGGCUUUGAUCAAGGCGGUCUUUGGGAAGCCUGCCAUGAAGCAUAUGAUUGUCUUAUUCACUCGCAAAGAAGAGUUAAAGAAUGAAAGCCUUGAGAACUUUAUAAAAGAGGCAGAUGUGAAUCUAAAAAGCAUCAUAAACGAGUGUGGGAACCGCUACUGUGCCAUCAGCAACAGUGCAGACGGGGCCGAGAGGGAAAGUCACGUGCAGGAGCUGGUGGAGCUGAUAGAGAAGACGGUACAGGACAAUGGAGGGACUUACUUUUCUGAUGACAUUUACAAGGACACAGAGGAAAGGCUGAAACAACGUGCUGAGGUUUUAAAGAAAAUUUACACCGAGCAAUUACAUAAUGAAAUCAAACUAAUAGAAAAGGAAUUUGCUAAUAAGUCAAGUCAACAAAAGGAGGAAAAAAUUAAAAUUGCAAGGAGGAAGUAUGAGGACAACAUAAGAAAUAUAAGGGAAGAGGCUGAGAGAAACAUAUUUUCAGAUGUUUUAAACAGGAUUUUGAAGACACUUUCAAAAAUAUGGAAUAUGUUUUGGAAUUAAUGUAGAGUUCAUCAUUUCUUUUUAAUUUACUAUGAUUCGUUGAUGUAGUGAGUUGUGUUUUCCAAAGAUAGUUGCAACAAUAUCUUCCCACCACUUAAUUUACUUAAGUAUAAUUGAAAAAUAAAAAUCAUGUGCUGUAAUGUGGACAAUGUGAUGUUUUGAUUAGGUAUACAUUGCGAAAUGAUUAAGUGAAGACAAUUAAUGUACUAAUCAUCUCAUACUGUCUUUUGUUGGGUGUACUGAGAACAAUUUAAGGUCUAUUUUCUUUGCAAAUUUCAAAAAUGCAAUCCGGUGUCACUACCUACACUCUCAGCAGCUUGUUGGUCUUGCAUAUUAAACCCCUGCACCCUGUUGAAAUGGGGUCUUUCUAACUUUCUUGCCUGGGCUGGCAUCAAACCGUAUCCUCCCAAUCUCUGACUUGCAAAUAGCUGGAUUACAGUUGUAAGGCAAAACAACUGGCCAGGAUUUCAUUUUUAAGGCUGAAUAAUAUUCCAUUAUACACACAUGCUAACACACACACACACACAUUCCACAUUUCUUUUAACUUUUCAUGUGUUCAUGUAUACUUGCACUGUUUCAAUAUCUUGUCUAUUG